Corvus hawaiiensis (hawaiian crow) is the source of this 4915-nucleotide messenger RNA. RefSeq names its product serine/threonine-protein kinase PAK 3-like. Bases 2712 to 4031 code for a protein of 439 amino acids. Lineage: Eukaryota; Metazoa; Chordata; Aves; Passeriformes; Corvidae. The transcript is spliced from 13 exons. The record is from RefSeq and is a predicted model, not a curated record. Gene Ontology annotation, molecular function: ATP binding; protein serine/threonine kinase activity. Gene Ontology annotation, cellular component: cytoplasm. Gene Ontology annotation, biological process: intracellular signal transduction; regulation of MAPK cascade; protein phosphorylation.
UGGGGUCGCGCCAAGAUGGCGGCCGGGCAGGGGGCAGGGGCUGGGAGCGGGACCAGGACCAGAACCAGAACCAGAACCAGGACCGGGACCGCAGCGGCGGGGCUGGGGGUCCCCGCGCACCUCGCCCUCUCCGUCCGAGCUUUGGAGGAGGCGGGCAGCUUGGGCAUCCUCUGCCUCAGCGGGAGGAAGCUGCGCGACGACCCCAGAGGCGACACCAUGGCAACAGAUGGAUGCUCGUGGAGAAGGAAAACCACCAGGGAUGAGAAGAUCACUGUUGAAGCAAGGCACACUGCAAACAUGACGUGCUCUUUCAUGCUUGAAGCUGGAUGAAGCUCCCUGUCUCAGCAGGUGGAAAGUGAAACCCAGGCCUGGAGCAGUUCUGGUGGUUGCUGUGGUUAAUCCCCAGGCAGUGCUCCCCACUCCUCAGAGACUCAUGGCACUUUUGGGCUUUGCUCUCUUUGUUUUGAUGACCUCAGUGCCACAUUUUACACCCAAGUGUGGUCCAAGAGCCCUGGGGCAGCUGAGAAUCCUGCUCCACCUUCACUGCUGGCAUUUCUUGUCUGGACAGUUCGGUUUUACUUCAUGCCUUGUGUUCAAAUGCCAUUCCUUACUCCAGCUCUUGCUGAGGACACUCAGUGAGUUGGGGCUGGGCCCUACCUGGAGCAGAGAAAGACAGGAUUGCAAGGAGCUUCCUUCCAAACUGGGAAAACACAAUGACCUUGAUGAGACAGGCGCUGAGACUGUGCCCACUGCCUGGCAGCCUGCCUUGGUCACAGCUGCUGGGGCACAGUCAGCUCCUGCAGCCCCUCCCUCUCUGCCUAUCCCCUCCCCCUGGAGUCUCUAUUUCCUGAAAAUAAAUGCAAUUUCACCCUCCAAAAGUUUGCUUCAGAGUGACAGAGGAAAAGCUUAAUAAAAAUGCAAAGGUCACAUUUUCCGUGCCUCCUAAAAUAAUACGACAGAUCCAAUUUCUGCAUUAUUAACUAUGAGUGUGAGCUUGUUUUCUUUUCAGGUGCUUCCUGACUUACCUGGUGCUCUUUUUCUUGUGCUGCACAAGCACAUGGCUGCAGCCACUCCUGGGAGCCUGUGGGCAGCAGCUCUCUGGGACCAGUAGUUACUUAGUGUCUUGGCAAAAGAUGCCCUCACCCUGCAGAAAUAGCUGUGUGAAUGCUCCUCUCUUGAUAAACAUUUUGACAAAAGCCUGUGUGUCUUGACAGAAAAAUCACUUUGAAAAGGACAUUUAUCAUCUCAUUCUGUUUUGAAUUGGAACAAUCCUCAGGCAGAGCAGAGACAAGCAAGAUUUCUCCCAACAACCCCACUGUCCUCACGUGCCGUUGGCACUCCAAGAUAAGACUGCAAAGACAUUGCUGCAAAAUGUCACUAAAAUCUUCAAGGAAGUGAUUUAGCAUUAAUAAAAAGGCAGAUUUUGAUGGAGAUGGCAUUUCAUGCAGCAGAUCACUUUUGGUUUGUAGUUAAAAGCUAGUGGAACAGAGUGUGUGAUCACUUGGUAUUAUAAAAAAACUUCAAAAAUAGCGUAUUUGGCAAAAGUGACAAACUAGCUACAGUAACUGAGCUAUCAAAGACAGUUACUGAUGGGGUAAUUUGGGUUAUUUAAGUCUGUUCUGGGAAAAUGAGGAUUAGGAAAAGCCAUAAUUAAAAUAUGCAAAGCCGACGGGGAAUAGAGAAUAGAUAUUAAGUCACUUUAAAUUAGUAAUUCAUGAGAGGGUGGAAGGGAGCGAAAUGGAUGAAAUUAUGUUCUGAAAGGGCCCUGAUAUUCCAUUGUUGCAGAGAGAAAAGCUAUUCAGAGCCUGAGUGCAUCUUCUGUGCACACAGAAAUUGGAUAGGAGGAGGAUUGAAGAGCUGUACAUCCACUGAGGGAGCCGAUCCUGCAGCUUUCCCACAAAUCUGAGGGAAUAUGCUUUUGCAGGGGCAUCAGGCGUUUUCCAGCUGCUUUGUGUACGUUGACAGCAGAGAACCUGCGGAGCUACAGGAGCUCGACCAGGGGAAUCCUCAGCAGCAGUGCUACAGCUCAGUGGUAGGAUUGUGAGAGCUGAGAGGCAGAGUCUUUCCCCCGCAGUGUUCCCUGGUGUGCUGAAAAUGAAUUGCAUCAGGGUGGGGUUUACCCUUUAAUCAGAGAGCAGAGAUCAUUUCAGCAAGGUGUUUGUGUUACUGAGCAUCAAAAGUCCUGUGCAAAGCUCCUAAAGGCACUGUUUUGUCUACCAAUAGAGAGGAGUCUUGUUAUGGAGUCAAAGAAUCACCAGGAAAACGAGCUGAGCCUUUCAUCAUUACUCCAUGGAAGUGCAGAGUUGAUUUCCAGAUGAGCUUCAUGCAGAAAUACGAGCUUUACAUCAGGAGGAAGGUUGACAUCUCGCUGCCUUAAAGGGAUGUCAGGCUCCAAAAUGAGAGCAAAAUUGAACAUCCAGCUGGUCAAGAAUCAGCCUGGAACCGUUCCACAGAGUGUGAACCUACAACAGCUGCCACUGUGAUGUCAAGGGCCCAUUGGGGUGUCAGUGAAAGGCUGACAAGUCCCCACAGUGCCAACAGGACACUGCCAUUCCUGCAAUCCAGAACUCCUCAAUGCUUCCCUUCUGCUGUCAUUCCACGAGGAUCCUUCUCCUCCAGGAAUUCUCAGUGGGCUGCCUGCAAACCAGCAGGGGGUUUUAUCUGGCUUUUGGGUUAUGCUGGUCUGCAAGCUGUAGCACAGCUCUGCAGAAAUGAUCCGGAAAAUCUGUGCUGCAGCGGGUGAUUUUCUGUCUGUCACAACUGCAAUGUGUUUUUAUCCAGAUAAACCCUGGCUGGUGACAGCUCAUCUAGGGAAUCGGAUCACCCAAUUAAACAGAGGUGGAUACAGGGCAGCCCAUCCUUUGGCCACAAUACUGCCACCAGAACCUCUGCUGGCUCCUUCCCUUCCUGGAGAAGAGGAUAAGGAGGAGGAGGUGGACAAGGAACCUGCAGCUGCAGAAGAAGAAAUGGCAUCAAUCCACACGAGCUCUCUGCUGGGAGAUGCAGGAGCUGAAGAAGACACAUUUCUCCUGCGUGACACCUCCAGCACAAGAGCUCGGAACGAACCCAGGGUCCAGCCAUGGGAGAAAUCACAGCUCACAGAGGAAGUGCUGGAGCGACUGAGGAGCAUUGUGACCGAGGGGGACCCUGUGACGAGAUACACUGAAUUUGUUAAGGUUGCCCAAGGGGGUUUCGGGACUGUUUACAAAGCCAUCGACCCAACCACAGGAGAAGUGGUGGCCUUAAAGAAGAUGCCUCUCUGCAAACGGAGCAGAAAGGAACUCGUUGUCAGUGAGAUCCAGAUCAUGAAGGAGAGCAGGCACCCCAAUAUUGUCAAUUAUAUAGACAGCUACCUGGUUGAUGAAGACCUGUGGCUCGUGAUGGAAUAUGUGGAUGGAGGCACUUUAACCAGCGUUCUUACCCAAAUCUUUAUGCAGGAAAGAGUGAUAGCUGCUAUCAGCAGGGAGUGCCUCAAAGCCCUGGAUUUCCUUCAUUCAAAGAAUGUGAUCCACAGAGAUGUCAAAAGUGACAAUAUUCUUCUCGGGAUGGAUGGAUCUGUGAAACUGACUGAUUUUGGCCUGUGCGCUCAGCUGACCCCGGAGCGGCGCACUCGGUGCACAGUGCUCGGCUCUCCUUACUGGUUAGCACCAGAAAUUCUGAAAAGAAAGGAAUAUGACACCCAAGUGGACAUCUGGGCACUUGGGAUCGUGGCCAUUGAAAUGCUGGAGGGAGAACCUCCGUACUUUCAAGAAAGCCCUGUCCAGGCUCAGGACCUGAUAACCCAGAACAGGUACCUGCCCCUGAGGAUGCCCAGCGAGAUGUCAGUUCUGUUCCACGCCUUCCUGCACUCCUGCCUGGACACCAACCCCAACAUUCGCUGGACAGCCAGGGAGCUCCUGGAGCAUCCAUUUUUACAAACAGCUGUGAGUCUCUCCGUCCUGCCUGAAAUGAUCCGUAUAGCCAGGAAAGUCUGUGAAGCCAUGGAAACACUUCAUGGCAGCAGUACCAGCUCAAAGAAAAAUCAGAAAUAAAAUUUUCACUCCUUUGGGAGAUUUGCUCCCUUCUCACCCAAUGGUUACGUUCAUUUCUGAAUUGCUGGUUGUGUCUUAAAGAUGCGAAGUCCCAUUUAUGGGGGUUUUGGUGUGGUUUGGAAAUGGGGAAGGGUCUCCUUCAUUCAUCCAUCAACUCUAGGGCACACUGCCUCUGGAAUGCAGCCCACGGGCUGGGAUUUUCCCAGUUGUGGUACUUCUGGAUGAGGAAUAAAGUGCAAUUGCAUUUCCAGCCAAAAAUGGGUGAAGAGCAGGGCAGCCAAACAUCCUGUUGGAUACAGGCAGCCAGCUGGGACUGUGGAGUGUUUGGAGAAUUCCCUGUCCUCCCCCCACCUGGCAGAACACGAUGACACAAAAGAUAUAAAAUAUAUAGAGAUUAUAGAGAAAGAAAUGUAUGUAACAUAAAUGAGGGGCAUGCAAAUGUACAUAGACACAUAAUGUACUGUAGAAUUAUUAUAUGUAUAGAUCUAGCUAGACUAUAUAUUAUAAUACAUAGUAUAAGAUAUAUUUUUAUAGGAUUAUAAUGAUAUGUAUAGUGUCUUACAGAGCUAUGGACAUACAUGUACUUUGUACUUUAUAUUUGUACUUUGUACACAUAUAUAUGUGUAUGUAUACAUAUAUAAUAUAGAUAUGUGGUAUCCUCUGUAAAUGAAACCCCGUUUUUAUCCGGGUGUGUUGCACCCGGCCGCGUUCAGGUGUCGGUACCUGGCCGUGGUCACACCUGUGUUGGUGGACACCGAGCGCCCUCUCGCGGCCGCUGCCGGCGCAGAAAUCGCUAAAAUUGUAAAUUUUUGGUAAAAUUUUAUUUAGGUCACUUCGUAUUGAAAAGUUACAAAAGGUUGCAAUGAAACAUUUUACACCCACUU